Messenger RNA from Gordionus sp. m RMFG-2023, 738 nucleotides. RefSeq lists its product as uncharacterized. The record is from RefSeq and is a predicted model, not a curated record. Lineage: Eukaryota; Metazoa; Nematomorpha; Gordioida; Chordodea; Parachordodidae. The transcript has 2 exons. Bases 1 to 738 code for a protein of 245 amino acids.
AUGAUAAAUAACUAUCAUUUUGACACAACACCACCCAUUCUUUCACAUACAAAUUCUUUGAAGUUGAUAAACAAUAAUAAUCGUAUGAAAUAUUCUCUCUUGCUUAAAUCCAUUUUUACUCCGAAAUCUUGUAACAAUAAUUUCAAACUUCAAAUCAAAUAUUUUUCCAAAAAUUCUCAUCUUAGCGAAGAGGAGUUAUCACAAAAGAUAGAUCACUAUUCUCUGUUGGGAUUAUCAUUCAAUUCCGACAACAAAGCCAUCAAAAGUGCCUAUUACGCUAAAUGCAAGAUUUAUCACCCAGAUUCUAAAGUUGAUCAAAAUGCGCGGAUAAAUAGUCAAACAAGAGCUGACAAUUUCAGAAAAAUAGCGGAAGCCUAUGAAUGCUUGAUAGACCCCGUCAAGAGACAAGAAUAUGAUAAGAUUCUUUUUGCAAAAAAGUCAAGAAUGUACGAAAAUGGGAGUGACUUCGAUAAGGCUAGGAAAGGCUUCGAAAAAAAUAGGUCUUCAUAUAGGAAUGUUUCGAACAGAUACGGUUCAUCGUUUUACGACAGUUCCGAUGACCAAAACGAAUCCACUUACGAUCCGAAUUUUUGGAGCGCCCGUUUUGAAGAUCAGUUGAAAUAUCAGGAAGAUUUUGAUCAUGCCAGUAAAAAUAGACCAGCUCAACCUUACGAAUCUCGUUGGUGGUUGGCUCGGCUAGAAGCUAUGAAUACUCUUAACCACAAAAGGUCGUUUUAA